AUGCGUUCCUAUAAACUGUUGUUUCUUAUCUUUUUGGUAUUAUAUUUCAUUGCUGGUAUUUCACUUCUUAUUACUGGCAGUAUUGCUCAUAGACAUGCGGCACAUUUUUCGAGUAUUACUGGUUAUUCACUUAUGUCUGGUGCCGGGUUUAUUAUUGGAUUAGGUGUUAUUAUUAUUGUUUUAACAGCAGUUGGUCUCAUUGGAGCAUAUAGAAGUCGUUUAAAUUUAUUAAAAUUUUUUAUUGGUUCAUUAGUUAUAAUACUUUUACUUCAAUUGAUUGCUGCAAUUGUUACGUUUACUCUUCGUAAUAAAGCUGAAAAUCAAUUACGUACAAAAUUAUUUGACUCCUUACUAAGUUAUAAAGAUGGAAAUAAGGAUGUUAUAAAUGAAUGGGAUCGUCUUCAACAAACACAAUCAUGUUGUGGUGUUGAUAAAGCUGAUGAUUGGAUCGAUCGCGGUCAACUCACCGCACCACCACCAUCAUGUUGUCUUAAUAAUGAUUGCUCAAAAAUGCCAGUCAAUGGUACGGCUUAUUUUGAUCAUGGUUGUUAUGGAUCAGCUCGUAAUCUUUUCUUUCGAUAUUCAAAAGCAUUAGGUGGUGUUUCAAUAUUUUUCUUUUUUAUUGAAAUUGCUGGUCUUGUCUUAGCUAUUUUUCUUCUUCGUGAUUUGAAAAAUAAUUAUGGAAGUGUUUAA
Messenger RNA from Rotaria sp. Silwood1, 693 nucleotides. NCBI's taxonomy places the organism in Eukaryota, Metazoa, Rotifera, Eurotatoria, Philodinida, Philodinidae. The record is from the annotation of a GenBank genome assembly.